AUGUCGGGCCUUUUUGGCAGCAGCGCCACGCCGGCAGCAACAACAUCCAACACUCAAGGAGAUCUCUCCAAGGAUGUCGAGGUUUCUCAACCCCCAGAGGAUACCGUCACCGAUCUUGCCUUCUCUAGCGCCGCAGACUUGCUUGCUGUCCCCAGCUGGGACAAGAAGGUGCGCAUAUACGAGAUCAAUGCUCAAGGCCAGAGCCAAGGCAAGCACAUGUACGAGCAUGAGGGUCCUGUGUUCAGUGUGGAUUGGUCAAAGGAUGGAACCAAGCUUGUUUCAGCAGGCGCGGACAAGAAGGCCAUGCUCUGCGAUGUAGCCACGGCCCAGCAAACCCAGAUCGCUGCUCAUGACCAACCCAUCAAGUGCGCCCGCUUCUUCGAAUCGCCGCAGUCCAAUAGCUCCAUGGUUGUAACAGGUUCUUGGGACAAGACCAUCAAGUACUGGGACUUGCGAAGCGCCACGCCAGUUGGUACUGUCACCGCACAGGAGCGGGUGUAUACCAUGGACGUUCGCAACAACCUGCUUGUCGUGGGCACUGCCGACCGAUACAUCAAUGUUAUCAACCUAUCGGAUCCCCUCAAAUUCUACAAGACCCUGCAGAGCCCACUUAAGUGGCAGACACGCGUAGUCAGUUGCUUUACUGACGCCUCUGGCUUUGCCAUUGGCUCCAUCGAAGGGCGUUGUGCGAUUCAGUACGUUGAAGAAAAGGAUGCCACUAGCAAUUUCUCCUUCAAGUGUCAUCGCGACCCGCCACAGGGCAAUGUCACCAACGUCUACUCUGUCAACGACAUCUCCUUCCACCCCCAACAUGGCACAUUUAGCACUGCUGGUAGUGACGGCACCUUCCACUUCUGGGACAAGGAUGCCAAACAUCGGCUCAAAGGAUACCCGUCUGUUGGAGGAAGCAUCGUUGCCACUACCUUUAACGCAAACGGCAACAUUUUUGCCUAUGCCGUCGGCUAUGACUGGAGCAAGGGACACCAAGGCAAUCAACAAAACUAUCCGAACAAGAUCAUGCUCCAUCCUAUUCAAGGCGAGGAGUGUAAACCGCGACCCAAUCCUAAGAAGCGUUAG
Messenger RNA from Pestalotiopsis fici W106-1, 1077 nucleotides. RefSeq names its product Poly(A)+ RNA export protein. The transcript has 2 exons. NCBI's taxonomy places the organism in Eukaryota, Fungi, Ascomycota, Sordariomycetes, Amphisphaeriales, Sporocadaceae. Bases 1 to 1077 code for a protein of 358 amino acids. Gene Ontology annotation, cellular component: nuclear pore. The record is from RefSeq and is a predicted model, not a curated record. Gene Ontology annotation, molecular function: RNA binding; ubiquitin binding. Gene Ontology annotation, biological process: RNA export from nucleus; transcription-dependent tethering of RNA polymerase II gene DNA at nuclear periphery.